AAUUAAUGAACGAUAAGAAAGUUAAAAAAAUAUAAUGUUUAUUUAUCAAGUGUGGAAAAACGAAAAAAAAAAAUUAGCAAAAAAAAUUAAAUUUCAAAUGAAAUUCAGAUAAUAAUGUUAAAUAGACAAUAAGUGGACUAGACAACCCGCUGUGAACAUAUAAAUAGUCAAAUAAUUUUGGUGAAAUGUGCAGAAUUCAAUUAAAGCUGAGAACUACCUUAGGGAAAGACAACUAACUUGGAAUCAAUUAACAUUAAAUAUUCGAAAAAGAACUCCUAUCAAAAUGUUUAAUUUCUUAGCAAUUCUGCUAUUUUUGGUAGUGGGGAAAGUGUGUAGUGUUCCUUUAAUACCGCAAAUUGGUGAUGAAGAAGAAAUGGUAGAAGUUUUUGCCAAUACUUUAACUAAUGAAGCACCGCAUUUAAAGGAUGUAAUCGAUUUGAGUUUCUAUGGCUCAGCAAUUUAUGGCGAUCCCGAUGAUCAGCAUACAGCUCAAAUGGUGGCAAAUUAUACACCAGAAGCAUUUGAUGUUAAUCCUGAAGAAUUGGGUACGUAUUUGGAAGGCGAUAUCUUGAUACCCAAAAAGAAGAUAACAACGAAAAAUGGUUUAACUUCACAAAGUUCUCGCUGGCCUAAGGGCAUUGUUCCCUAUGAAAUUCGUGGUAAUUUUAAUGCUCGUGACAUGUCUAUUAUUGAGCAUGCGAUUAGAGAAUAUCAUCGACGCACUUGUAUACGUUUUGUACCACGCAGUAAUGAGCAGGAUUAUGUUUCCAUUGUUAGUGGCAAUUCGGGCUGUUGGUCUUCGGUGGGACGUGUUGGUGGUAAGCAAGAAGUGAAUUUACAAUCUCCUGGUUGUUUAACUAAACCUGGUACGGCCAUACAUGAACUUAUGCACGCUUUGGGUUUCUUGCAUGAACAAAAUCGCGAGGAACGUGAUUCAUAUGUAUCCAUUCAAUAUCAAAAUAUUCAACCAAGUGCCAUGUCCAACUUUGAUAGAGCUGCUAAGACCGUAGCGUUUGGUAUACCCUACGAUUAUGGCAGUGUUAUGCAUUAUUCUGCCAAUGCUUUCUCCACUAAUGGUCGUCCUACUAUUGUUCCUAUGCAAAACAUGGGUAGAGCUAGAAUGGGCCAACGUGAUGGAUUUUCUGCAUUUGAUGUGGAAAAACUAAACAAAAUGUAUGAUUGUGGUUAUGGUGGUGUUUCAGCACCUGCUCCAACUCCUGCACCUAUUCCAGCACCUGUUCCAAUUCCAGCUCCAAAUCCAUUACCCGCUCCUGGCGGUCAAGGCAUAGACAACAGCAUAGUUACCAGUUUCGUUAGUGGUUUGUUGAGUGGAUUAGGUUUAGGCGAUGAUCCUUUAUCUUAAGCAUUAAAAAGAAACUUAUUAAACGUUUCAUUCUAUCCAUGACAGGACAUUUGACAAGUAUUAAACAUUUUAUAUUUGUUUCGCCUUUAGAUUACGUAGAUGUUAAUUUUAUACCAAAGUAUUUUAUUUUAAUUGCAAAUAAAAUUUAUUUUUUAAUUAUUUAGAAAGCAACGAAAUUGAUUUUUUUGCCGGUUCUUUAAAAAUUAAAAUUUUUACUAAAUAUACAAGUUUUCACUAGAAAUUUAAAAACUCACUAAAAAUAGAGAAUUUUCGUGAAAAUAAACUACUGUAUUUACAUUACCAAUUGCAUACAUAUUUGAAAAUGUGUACUUUGUUUAAAAAAACCCAAAAUAUCGCUCCAGUAACAUAGUUCCCUAAUUUAAAGAACCUUCAAUUGAUUUAAUUUUACAAUUAAAAACUCGUGUAAACUUGUUAAGGGUCGUGAGGUAUAUGACUUUUGAAAAAUUCCAUACCAAUGGAAAAUGUUUUUUUUUUUUCUUUAAAGACAAACAACACCUUGUAAUUGAACUUGAAUUAAAGUAAUGAUAAAUUCCCAUAAACCUUUAACCAAAAAAAAAAACAUUUCCGUUUUUUCUGUUUAUUAUGUGUAUUUAGUUUAUGACUGUUUUGAUAUUAGUGAAUGAAUUUCACAAAAAAAUUAUUAUUGAAACACUUGUAAAACAAUACAAAAUAGCCAAAAGGGUGCAGGAGUCAAUAACCUUAUAAACCAAGUUAACAACAACACUCAAGUUUAUUUGAUGUUGGGAAUGUCGAAGAAAUAACAACAAUUUAAACUAAACUGAUUUAGGAGAAAUUAUGCAUUGAAACCACAACAAAAUUAAAAUAAUAAUUAUAUACAUAAAAAACCAAAAUACUCACCAAAAAUAACUAGAACAAAUAUUUAUUUAAAUUAAAUGUUUAACGGCUGUUUAAACAAAUAAAACAUAACCAUAAUA
This is a messenger RNA of Lucilia cuprina (Australian sheep blowfly), 2319 nucleotides long. Its product is annotated as hatching enzyme 1.2-like. Gene Ontology annotation, biological process: proteolysis. The record is from RefSeq and is a predicted model, not a curated record. Gene Ontology annotation, molecular function: zinc ion binding; metalloendopeptidase activity. Lineage: Eukaryota; Metazoa; Arthropoda; Insecta; Diptera; Calliphoridae. The coding region runs from base 284 to 1363 and encodes 359 amino acids. The transcript is spliced from 2 exons.